Labeo rohita (rohu) is the source of this 1360-nucleotide messenger RNA. It is a transcript of the gene morn3, whose product is annotated as MORN repeat containing 3. The record is from RefSeq and is a predicted model, not a curated record. The transcript is spliced from 6 exons. Lineage: Eukaryota; Metazoa; Chordata; Actinopteri; Cypriniformes; Cyprinidae. Bases 114 to 884 code for a protein of 256 amino acids.
GUAAGAUUCCAAAGACGACAUCGCCACCUAAUGACUGGGAGCGUCAGCGAAUAUAAAUACUGUAAUAGUCGAGGCUUGUUGCUACGUUACCGUACACGUAUUCCUUUGACAGUAUGCCCUUCUUGAAGAAACCCCAGACUAAAGAACCGCUUGUAAAACUUUGGGACAAAAAGGCCCAGAAAUGUGGGCCGCAUCACACUGUGUAUUCUGUCAAUGGAGAUCAAUACACAGGCGGGUGGAUGGAUAAUAAGAAACAUGGAAAAGGAACACAGGUUUGGAAGAAAACAGGAAUGAUCUAUGAUGGUGACUGGAGGUGCGGAAAGAGAGAAGGCUAUGGGACCCUGAGCAGGACGGACCCUGAAACCGAAGAGUAUGUGAGGGUUUAUGUCGGUUCAUGGCGAAAUGACAAGAAGGAAGGCGCUGGAACGUGUUUCUACAGUCUGUCUGCUUUCUAUGAGGGACAGUGGAAGGAGGAUCAGAGGAGUGGAUGGGGACGGAUGCAGUUUGAGAACGGGGAGCUGUAUGAGGGAGAGUGGCUGAAGGACAAACAGCACGGACAGGGUUUGCUUCUGCUAGCUAAUGGAAACCGCUUUGUGGGCAGCUGGAGUGACGGACAGAAAAACGGACACGGCAAGUUCUUCUACCUAGACAGAGGUCAGCUGUAUGAAGGCUUUUGGGUCGACGGCAUUGCAAAGUGUGGAACCGUGUCUGAUUUUGGGAGAGAAGCAGCAGUUAGACCGACAGUGUAUCCAAUUCCCAAGGUUUGCCUACAGGAUUCACAGGCUGUGCUGAUGGAGGCGCAAGCAUAUUUCACUGAGGACAAGCAGGAAUCAACAGAGACCACGAUUCCAAGUCAUACCGUUGCUAGGCAAUAUGUACCUUGACAAUAUCCUGAACUCAAGAAAACCAGACUAGAGCAGUGAAAUGCAUUUUAUCAACCCCUCACUCACAAUAAAAACACCAUACAAAAAAGCUGUUGGUACAUUAUGCAUCAACAAGUAUUUGCAAGAAUGCAUAAAAGAACACAAGGUGUUUGGUUAAAGUUGGCUUAAUUAAGACUUUAAUUAAAAUGUAUAAAACAGUGGGUUUUUAAAUUCCAGCACAUGCUGUGCACUGAUAUAAAGAGCCUCUGAAUCAAACUUCACACACAAUGGAUGUAAUUUCACAUACUUUAGAAAGAAAAAAAAAAAAACUUUUUCAAUUUGGCAAUACUGAACAUGUUAAUCAAAUGUUGGUUUAAUCAUUUUCGCUGAUGUAUCUACACGCGUCAACGGUCCUCUGCUUAAUAAAUACUGUGUUUGCUAGCACAAUCCUGCCCGUUCUUUAGCCGUGACGGCUCUAAGCACUCGAGUCCAACUUC